Cygnus atratus (black swan) is the source of this 1047-nucleotide messenger RNA. RefSeq names its product SLAM family member 8-like. NCBI's taxonomy places the organism in Eukaryota, Metazoa, Chordata, Aves, Anseriformes, Anatidae. The record is from RefSeq and is a predicted model, not a curated record. The transcript has 6 exons. Bases 39 to 989 code for a protein of 316 amino acids.
AGCUGAGGUCAGCGCUGCCUCGAGCUGGUGAUGGAGACAUGGGGGGGUCGCGCGGCCGACGGCGUCCCCUCGAGCCCCGGCUGCUGGCCUUGCUCCUCAUCGCUGCAGGCACCGCAGGCACCCAGCCGCAGCCGGUGAGCGGGGUCCGGGGGCGCUCGGUGCUGCUCUCCCCGGCGCUGCCCAACAGCAGCAGCGUGAAGAGGGUCGAAUGGUACUUCAGGGCUGGCGCCGGUAAAAAAUUUCAAGUGGCGGAGUUUGGCCCGGAGGGGUUCCAUCGCCCCGACCCCCACGACCGCUUCAAGCAGCGGCUGGAGAUGCCCAACGCGACGGCGCUGAGGAUCGGGGGCCUGGAGCUGGGCGACAGCGGGGUCUACGAGGUGCAGAUCAAAUACAACAGCACGGUGGAAGUGGACGACCCGUCCUUCAACCUCUCCGUCUACGAGCCAGUGCCGACGCCGCUGAUCCAGCACCAGCUCCACUCCCGCAGCGCCCAGGGCUGCAACGUCACCCUGCGGUGCUCGCUGCCCCCCGGGAGCCCCGCUCAGGCCUCCUGGCAGCUCGGGGACGCCUCGGGGACGCCGUGGGGACAGAGCUUGGACGGCCAGACCCUGCAGCUGGCCAUCCCCGCCAGCGCCCUCAAUGCCACCUACACCUGCGUGGCUCGAAGCCCUGCCGAGGAGCAGAGCUGCUCCGUCAACGUCAAGGCCCUGUGCGAGCACGAGGCAGGCAGGCAGAGGUGGUACAUCUGCCUGGGGGUGCUGGCCGCCGUCGUGGGACCGCUGACCGUCCUGUUCUGCCUGCGGAGGAGGAGGAGGAGGAGGAGGAAGGCGGCGGAGGGAGCUGCCCUCAGCGUGGCGGAGGAGCCGCAGUACGCCCAGGUCCUGAGGAGAAGCCCUGCCGAGGAGGACGAGCAGCCCCCCCAGCCCCGCACCCCCCUCAAAACCAUCUACAGCGAGGUGGGGGCCGGCCUGGCCCAGCCGCAGGCCUGAGCAGCAGGACCACGGCGGGACGGACGGCGGGACGGACGGCAGGACAGGCGGACGCGCA